Messenger RNA from Pichia membranifaciens NRRL Y-2026, 405 nucleotides. RefSeq lists its product as hypothetical. The record is from RefSeq and is a predicted model, not a curated record. The transcript has a single exon. Gene Ontology annotation, cellular component: mitochondrion. The annotation marks the transcript as partial. NCBI's taxonomy places the organism in Eukaryota, Fungi, Ascomycota, Pichiomycetes, Pichiales, Pichiaceae.
ACGGGCAUCAAGAAGUUGAUCCAGCAGUACGGCUACUCGGCCCUAGGCGUCUACUUGGGGCUCUCCUUGAUCGACUUGCCAAUCUGCUUCAUCGUCGUCCACUCGGCCGGUGAAGACCAAAUCAGGGACUUCCAGGACAGAUUCAUGACUUGGAUCGGAUACAAGAAGAGCAAGGACCCGCAGGCUGACCCGGAGACCACUGAGCCAGAGGAGAAGUCGUCCACCUGGAUGACUGAGUUUGCUUUGGCCUACGCCAUCCACAAGUCCCUCAUCUUUAUCCGUUUGCCUAUAACCGCGGCUAUAACCCCAUGGGUCGUGGGACGCUUACAGAAGAUGGGCUUCAAGAUCGGCAAGAUCUCCUCCUCGCAGAUAACAGCAGCCGUUAAGAAGGGCGCCAAAAAGUUC